AUGGCAUAUGAGGUCAGAAUUACCUUUGAGGCCGUCCCUAACGGUACUAUGCUGACCUCAUAUGCCAUACCCCGGUGUAGGGGGGAAGUGGGAUGUGUCAAAGGGGACAAUGGGAAUAUUAGGGGUGCUGUGGUGGAAAAUGAUAUGAUGUUGUUUGUGUUGUCCAGUGGAGGCCCUUCACCUAGGGACCCUGAUGGCUGCCCAUGGCUACUUCUUCCCUAUCUCAGACCAUGUACUCACACUCAAAGAUGACGGCACUUUUUACAGGUUUCAGGUACAGUGAAUCUAUAGGCUGUAUGGCUCUUUUGUGUACUAUAAUGUACUCCUACUGUCUACUUUACCUCAUCCAAUCCAUAUCAGACCACACAGGGAGGACUCAAUCCAUAUGUCUUUGUUGAGUGCUUAUCCUUUGGGACUUACAUUACUAUAUAUUUUACCCUUAAUCCAUUUAUAUGGCUGGAUGUUUUACCGAGGCAACUAAAGUGCCUCGCUCAAGGGCCUAACAGGAAUUUUAGCCAAGCAUCUCAGUUCUUAGAUCAGUUCUUAGAUAAAGGUGUCUCAGUUCUUUAGCUGCCUUGUCCCUCACUCUUUUCUUCUCACAAUCGCUCUUCUCAGACCCCCUACUUCUGGCCAUCAAACUGCUGGGAGCCAGAAAAUACAGACUAUGGUAAGAGCCUUAGCAGAAGUGAAUAGUAUUACACAAUGGAAGGUUGUAUGGUGCAUUGAAUGUAACCAUCAGCAUGAUAAUAUCAACAUAGAUUUUGGGCUACUUUCAAUCCGUAGCACGGAAGAUCUGUAGCACGGAAGAUCCGCCUUAAAGCGUGAUUGGAAUUUAAAUGUAAUUUUCGAUUGCGCCUUCAUAUUUUUAUUUUAUUUCACCUUUAUUUAACCAGGUAGGCCAGUUGAGAACAAGUUCUCAUUUACAACUGCGACCUGGCCAAGAUAAAGCAAAGCAGUGCGAUAAAAACAACAACAACACAGUGUGUUACACAUGGGAUAAACAAAAACAUACAGUCAAUAACACAAUAGAAAAUCUAUAUACAGUGUGUGCAAAUGUAGUAAGUUAUGGAGGUAAGGCAAUAAAUAGGCCAUAGUGCAAAAUAAUUACAAUGCAGCGUUUACCAUGAAUGCAGUCCCCGCGAACGCGGGAACAUUGCCUUUAAAUUUCAAUUGCGCUAUAUCAUGGAUCUUCAACGCUUCGGAUGAAUGUAGGCACAAAUUUGUAUAGCAUCUGACAUGCUGUAUAUUGUAGCCCAAAUGCUCUGGCUUAGUAGAAGAAAACAGAACCAUGAAUUGGGUUUAAUGGAAAAGAUAAGGUUAUGUUAAUUUGAGUCUUAUUUUGUAUGUGAGUUGCAAGAAUCGCACCAGCCAUAUAGAUAGCCGUUUGCAUCCCCAAAGCAGCUCUUUGAUUCAUCCCUAUUGUUUUUGUUGAAGUGCUGAUUACAGUUGAAGUCAGAAGUUUACAUACACCUUAGCCAAAUACAUUUAAACUCAGUUUUUCACAAUUCCUGACAUUUAAUCCUAGGUCAGUUAGAAUUAGCACUUUAUUUUAAGAAUGUGAAAUGUCAGAAUAAUAGUAGAGAGAAUGAUUUAUUUCAGCUUUUAGUUCUUUCAUCACAUUCCCAGUGGGUCAGAAGUUUACAUACACUAAAUUAGUAUUUGGUAGCAUUGCCUUUAAAUUGUUUAACUUGGGUCAAACGUUUCAGGUAGCCUUCCACAAGCUUCCCACAAUAAGUUGGGUGAAAUUUGGCCCAUUCCUCCUGACAGAGCUGGUGUAACUGAGUCAGCUUUGUAGGCCUCCUUGCUCGCACACGCUUUUUCAGUUCUGCCCACACAUUUUCUAUAGGAUUGAGGUCAGGGCUUUGUGAUGGCCACUCCAAUACCUUGACUUUGUUAUCCUUAAGCCAUUUUGCCCCAAAUUUGGAAGUAUGCUUGGGGUCAUUGUCCAUUUGGAAGAUCAAUUUGCGACCAAGCUUUAACUUCCUGACUGAUGUCUUGAGAUGUAAUCCACAUAAUUGUCCUUCCUCAUGAUGCCAUCUAUUUUGUGAAGUGCACCAGUCCCUCCUGCAGCAAAGCACCCCCACAGCAUGAUGCUGCCACCCCGUGCUUCACGGUUGGGAUGGUGUUCUUGGGCUUGCAAAUUCCCCCUUUUUCCUCCAAACAUAACGAUGGUCAUUAUGGCCAAACAGUUCUAUUUUUCUUUCAUCAGACCAGAGGACAUUUCUCCAAAAAGUACGGUCUUUGUCCCCAUGUGCAGUUGCAAACCGUAGUCUGGUUUUUUUAUGGCGGUUUUGGAGCAGUGGCUUCUUCCUUGCUGAGCGGCCUUUCAGGUUAUGUCGCUAUAUGACUCAUUUUACUGUGGCUAUAGAUACUUUUGUACCUGUUUCCUCCAGCAUCUUCACAAGGUCCUUUGCUGUUCUGGGAUUGAUUUGCACUUUUCGCACCAAAGUACGUUAAUCUCUAGGAGACAGAACGCAUCUCCUUCCUGAGCGGUAUGACGUCUGCAUGGUCCCAUGGUGUUUAUACUUGCAUACUAUUGUUUGUACAGAUGAACGUGGUACCUUCAGGCGUUUGGAAAUUGCUCCCAAGGAUGAACCAGACUUGUGGAGGUCUACAAUCUUUUUUCUGAGGUCUUGGCUGAUUUCUUUUGAUUUCCCAUGAUGUCAAGGAAAGAGGCACUGAGUUUGAAGGUAGGCCUUGAAAUACAUCCUCAGGUACACCUCCAAUUGACUCAAAUGAUGUCAAUUAGCUUAACAGAAGCUUCUAAAGCCAUGACAUAAUUUUGUCAUAAAGGCACAGUCAACUGAGUGUAUGUAAACUUCUGACCCACUGGAAUUGUGAUACGGGAUGUCAUGCCAUAGCAUGAAUACACGUACAGGGGUAAUGGAAUACUGGAAUCUCUCCAGAUGUUCAGUGUAGAGAGGGAUAGAGGGUUGUAGUAAUGGAGUGAUGGAAUGGGAGGGAAGGUGUUUCCAUCCAAGUCCCUGUUCAUUUUCACAGACGUGCUAUGGUUAUUGACCUGUGUGACUUACAGGCUAGUUUAGAUUGGCCGUUGAGUGGUUUUGGUAAACAGGUUAGGACCAGUUAAGGAUGUUGUUAAGGCGCAUUAACAAGCCACAUUGUACUCUGGUCAUAGGGAAUGACUUUUCCACAGGCAUCUCAAUGUUGUGGCCUAGUCUGCAGCUGUUGCAGAAGGGGUUUGGCAAAGUAAAACUUGAUCAACAGCCAGCAUCUGGUCAACAGUAGUUUUCUCUGUUUUCUGAUAAGUUUGUUCUUCCUAUUUGUUCUGUCUCUCAGCUGUUUACCUGUGCAAAAGAACAAUGCAAAACAAAGCUCGUCUGGAGCUGGCAGACUAUGAGGCGGUAAGAUGUCUUCUCUGUUCAUAUCGUCAUUCUCUCUUUAUUAUGUUAGCACUAGAGUAAUUAACGUUGAUAUCAGCCUGAUUUGUGUCCUCACAGUGAAAGCCUUUUGUUCUGUUGGUAUUAUUGUGUUAUUAUAUUAUGUCAUGGGAUAACUGUCUGGAUUUUGUAUGCUUAUUGUUGUUUCAGGAGAGCUUAGCGCGGCUACAGAGAGCAUUUGCCAGAAAAUGGGAGUUCAUAUUUAUGCAAGCAGAAGCACAAGCAAAGUACAUUUCCAAAUGAAACUAAUGUAGUACUGUAUGGGUUGAUGAAUGUUAAGUUGAUCACCACAAUCCUCAUUAUAACGGAUAUGCCCUCAUCUCUAACUACCACUUCUCAUCAGUUUCCUAAUAACACCACAUUUUAGGCCAGGGGAAGUGGCAAAGAAAAAACAUAAAUAAUUACACAAAAUAUGUUUUUCGUAAAAGACCAAAAAAGUAAUUGCCUGUACUGUGUAUCUCCUCAGAGUUGACAAGAAAAGAGAUAAGAUUGAGAGGAAAAUUCUCGAUAGUCAAGAAAGAGCAUUUUGGGAUGUGCACAGACCUGUGGUGAGUUUAUUGUUAUUUUAAAAUCUCAUGCUACAAGAGUCACACUAUUUCCAUAACAUAACAUCUAGCUACAGUAUUUGGGCAAAUUUUCCACUGCAGCAUACAGCUAACUGGAGGCUAAGUGCUCAAAUUCAAUCUGUAUCGCUGAAGUUCAGCGCUGUAGCACGAUUAAAAUGUAAAGUGAAUUUCCUAUUGAGCCGACAUAUGCAGCGUUUACCGUGAAUGCAGACUCCGCGUACUAGCCUUAAAAUGUAAUUGCGCUAUAGCGCUGAACUUCCACGAUAGGGAUUGAAUCGAGUAAACUUAGUAUUCAUUUGUGCAAUAUUGUUGUGUAUUGUCAUGCAUACAUGCUUAGAAAUAUCCAUUGUCAAAAACCUAAGUUGUUCUUAUCUUAGAAAUUGUAUUACUUGGCAUGGAUUUUAUUAUUAGAUGAUUUUUGUAAAAUGACAAUGAACGUAACCUGUGCUUUUUUCAGUCUACAAAGCAAUUUCCUUCACCGUUCAAUGCAAAUAAUGUGAUGGGUUUGGAUAAUAGUCACAUUUUCAGAGCUUGGUAAAGGCAGAGCUUUUUCUUUCUUCUUUGUCUGCCGUAAUAUCUAAAUGUUAUUACUGUACCGUCAAUUCCUCCCAAAAAAAAUUCAGCUGCAGCUCUCCAGUGGUCUGUAUGACCUCAUCAUCCAUUCAGACACACUUCCUUCUUAGCAUUAGCUUCCACUAGGGAAUGGAUCUGCUUCUCUGGCCAUGAACUUAAUUGGAAAAUAACAGGAUCAAUUUAUGCAUUCUCUGAGCAUUAUAAUCAGGUUCCUUUCUGAUUUCACAGCAGCCUUGUCAAACCACUUAACCACUGUGGUCCUGGAGGAUGCCUUGAUUGUACCCCUUGUUUAAUCAUACAGGACGUACAGACAAUAUGUUUUAUUUCUCAGUGAUACAUUGAUUCUUUAAAAAUGUUGUUAGAAUUUUUACAUUAAUAUUUCACUAGACCAUGUUUGACUGCGCAUGUAGAAAGGUGCAAUAGAAGAAGCUGGCUAUGGUUUGCUGGGUUCACUAAACAGUCCUACCUGAGCUGCUAGUGAAUCAAUAAGAAGAAGCAGAGAAUGCUCUCUGAAGGUCUUUAUUUUAUUCAUUCAUACUGUUCAUUUCUGUUGCUCUCCAGCCCGGAUGUGUAAACACAACAGAAGUUGACAUAAAGAAGUCCUCCAGAAUGAAAAACCCCCACAAGACAAGAAAGGUUAGAGCGUCCUAUAAAUCCAUUACUUCUGAAUAACAGGUCAGCUGAAAACACUGUUGUUUGAGUUUGACUUUGGUGGGUUCUGUUUGAUUGUAUCUCUGCCUCAGUCUGUAUAUGGGCCUCAGAAUGAUGUGCGCAACCACAGCCCCACCCACACCCCUGCCCCAGAGGCCAAGCCGGCCACAGAGGAGGAGCUACAGGACCAGGUAAUGUAGAGGGUGCUGCACUGCCUGGGUGGUUUUCUCUUGCAUUGCAAGAAUGUACACUACCGUUCAAAAGUUUGGGGUCACUUAGAAAUGUCCUUGUUUUCGAAAGAAAAGCAAUUUUUUUGUUCAUUAAAAUAACUACAGAAAUACAGUGUAGACAUUGUUAAUGUUGUAAAUGGCUAUUGUAGCUGGAAACGGCUGAUUUUUAAUGGAAUAUCUACAUAGGCGUACAGAGGCCCAUUAUCAGCAACCAUCAGUCCUGUGUUCCAAUGGCACGUUGUGUUUGCUAAUCCAAGUUGAUCAUUUUAAAAGGCUAAUUGAUCAUUAGAAAACCCUUUUGCAAUUAUGUUAGCACAGCUGAAAACUGUUGUGCUGAUUAAAGAAGCAAUACAACUGGCCUUCUUGAGACUAGUUGAGUAUCACCAGUCUCAACAUCAAAAGUGAAGAGGCGACUCCGGGAUGCUGACCUUCUCGGCAGAAUUGCAAAGAAAAAGCCAUAUCUCAGACUGCCCAUCUUAAUCUUUUCUUUUUAUUGGCUAGUCUGAGAUAUGGAUUUUUCUUUGCAACUCUGCUUAGAAGGUCAGCAACCCGGAGUCGCCUCUUCAGUGUUGACGUUGAGACUGGUGUUUUAAUGGUACUAUUUAAUGAAGCUGCCAGUUGAGGACCUGUGAGGCAUCUGUUUCUCAAACUAAACACUCUAAUGUAUUUGUCCUCUUGCUCAGUUGUGCACCAGGGCCUCCUACUCCUCUUUCUAUUCUGGUUAGAGCCAGUUUAUGCUGUUCUGUGAAGGGAGUAGGACACAGCCUUGUACGAGAUCUUCAGUUUCUUGGCAAUUUCUUGCAUUGAAUAGCCUUCAUUUCUCAGAACAAGAAUAGACUGACGAGUUUCAGAAGAAAGUUAUUUGUUUCUGGCCAUUUUGAGCCUGUAAUCGAACCCACAAUUGCUGAUGCUCCAGAUACUCAACUAGUCUUAAGAAGGCCAGUUUUAUUGCUUCUUUAAUCAGCACAACAGUUUUCAGCUGUGCUAACAUAAUUGCAAAAGGGUUUUCUAAUGAUCAAUUAGCCUUUUAAAAUGAUAAACUUGGAUUAACACAGGACUGAUGGUUGCUGAUAAUGGGCCUCUGUACGCCUUGCAAAUGUAUUCAUCCCCCUUGGCAUUUUUCCUAUUUUGUUGCAUUACAACCUGUAAUUUAAAUAGAUUUUUAUUUGGAUUUCAUGUAAAGGACAUAGACAAAAUAGUCCAAAUUGGUGAAGUGAAAUUCAAAAAAUAAAUAACGGAAAAGUGGUGCGUCCAUAUGUAUUCACCCCCUUUGCUAUGAAGCCCCUAAAUAAGAUCUGGUGCAACCAAUUACCUUCAGAAGUCACAUAAUUAGUUAAAUAAAGUUAAAUAAAGUCCACCUGUGUGCAAGUGUCACAUGAUCUCAGUAUAUAUACACCUGUUCUGAAAGGCCCCAGAGUCUGCAACACCACUAAGAAAGGGGCACCACCAAGCAAGCGGCACCAUGAAGACCAAGGAGCUCUCCAAACAGGUCAGGGACAAAGUUGUGGCGAAGUACAGAUCAGGGUUGGGUUAUAAAAAAAUAUCAGAAACUUUGAACAUGCCACGGAGCACCAUUUUAAUCCAUUAUAAAAAAAUGGAAAGAACAUGGCACCACAACAAACCUGCCAAGAGAGGGCUGCCCACCAAAACUCACGGACCAGGCAAGGAGGGCAUUAAUCAGAGACCAAAGAUAACCCUGAAGGAGCUGCAAAGCUCCACAGCGAAGAUUGGAGUAUCUGUCCAUAGGACCACUUUAAGCCAUACACUCCACAGAGCUGGGCUUUACGGAAGAGUGGCCAGAAAAAAGCCAUUGCUUGAAGAAAAAAAAUAAGCAAAUGUUUGGUGAUCGCCAAAAGGCAUGUGGGAGACUCCCCAAACAUAUUGAAGAAGGUACUCAUGUCAGAUGAGACUAAAAUUGAGCUUUUUGGCCAUCAAGGAAAACGCUAUGUCUUGCGCAAACCCAACACCUCUCAUCACCCCGAGAACACCAUCACCAUGUUUUUUAUCGGCAGGGACUGGGAAACUGGUCAGAAUUGAAUGAAUGAUGGAUGGUGCUAAAUAUAGGGAAAUACUUGAGGGAAACUUGUUUCAGUCUUCCAGAGAUUUGAGACUGGGACGGAGGUUCACCUUCCAGCAGGACAAUGACCCUAAGCAUACUGCUAAAGCAACACUCAAGUGGUUUAAGGGGAAACAUUUACAUGUCUUGGAAUGGCCUAGUCAAAGCCCAGACCUUAAUCCAAUUAAGAAUCUGUGGUAUGACUUAAAGAUUGCUGUACACCAGCGGAACCCAUCCAACUUGAAGGAGCUGGAGCAGUUUUGCCUUGAAGAAUAGGCAGAAAUCCCAGUGGAUAGAUGUGCCAAGCUUAUAGAGACAUACCCCAAGAGACUUGCAGCUGUAAUUGCUGCAAAAUGUGGCUCUACAAAGUAUUGACUUUGGAGGGGGUGAAUAGUUCUGCACGCUCAAGUUUUUUUUGUCUUAUUUCUUGCUUGUUUCACACAACAACAAAAAAAUUGCAUCUUCAAAGUGGUAGGCAUGUUGUGUAAAUCAAAUGAUACAAACCCCCCAAAAAAUCAAUUUUAAUUCCAGAUUGUAAGGCAACAAAAUAGGAAAAAUGCCAAGGGGGGUGAAUACGUUUACAACAUUAACAAUGUCUUCCCUGUAUUUCUGAUCAAUUUGAUGUUAUUUUAAUGGACAAGAAAAUUGCUUUUCUUUCGAAAACAAGGACAUUUCUAAGCGACCCCAAACUUUUGAACGGUAUUGUAUGUUUGGAACGAAAAGUUUUUUCCAAAUGUACACUUAUGGUUUCCAGAAAUUCACAAAAUAUUGUUUCCCCUUGUUGUUCCAGAUCACUUAUUGGGGAGGGCAAUUAGACAGACAUCGACUGAAAAUGUCCAAAGUGGCCGAGAGGUGAGCUAAGUUCUCUGUCUCUUCAUUCUCCCCCCACUGAUCUGUUGUUGAACUCUUUAAUGCUUAUUGUAGCCAGUAAUUAAGAGCUUAGACAACCUUGAAAAAUGUUUAGUCCAAACAAUACCGGCUGUGUAUCAUCAGCACUAAGGCUAUUUGUCAUUUCCUGUGCCGUAACACUGAACAGAGUGUAGAUUCCCAUCCUUAGUUGCCUGGGUUACUCACUAUUGUGUUAAAGCAAAGACACUAGAUUACUUCACUUCCUGCUAUCUUCGAAGGUCAAAUACUGUAUAGCACUGCUCUUAGUCAUAUCCUGAGUUCCCCAGGCGGCAUGAUACAUUGUCACCUUUUCUGUCCACUGUACCUGACUGAACUGAAUAGUUUGUUUUCUUUCUCCCAGUUUGUUGGCCUAUACAGAGCAGUAUGUGGAAUACGACCCCUUCAUCACACCAACCGACCCCUCCAACCCCUGGAUCUCAGACGACACCACAGUGUGGGAGCUGGAGGCCAGGUGUGUCUUCUUGGACUGUCUUUUUGACUUUUUUUUAUCUCUGUGGUUAUUCUGUGUUGUUUUACACGGGUACAAGUAUUAUGUGUGGUACCAGUAAAUGCUUUGUAAGUUGCUCUGCUGCAAACCAUCUCCUGAGGGAUGUCAGGUAAUAAUACAAUGAUUUGUAACUGUAUAGUGUGUACUGUUUACUGUACUGUGUACUGUUAAAUGUUCACAGAGGUUUCCCUUUAUACACUGUGUUGUCUGACUGCGUGUGUCUCUCCUCAGUAAGGAGCCAGGUCAGCAGAGGGUGAAGAGGUGGGCGUUCGGCAUCAAUGAGGUUCUCAAGGAUCAGGUGGGGAGGGAGCAGUUCCUCAAGUUCCUGGAGUCUGAGUUUAGCUCAGAAAACCUUAGGUAGGGGAUACAGUGCAUACACACACACAUAACACACAUGCACCCACGUACACCCCCACAUGCAUACACUCACUUCCUUUCUCUCACACUAUCAUAACGUAUAUUUGCAUAAUCAUUUACGUUUCCUGUACUCCCUCUGCUGGUACUUCUCUGAACUGUUUUGCCCAGAGGUAAUAUUUAGGUCAAUCUGGUAAUGUAACUAAGUGAGAGUCGUUAUUAUAUAACUGAGUGAGAGUCAGAGGUGACAACCUUUGCCUUGAUGACAGCUUUGCACACUCUUGGCAUUCUCUCAACCAGCUUCAUGAGGUAGUCACCUGGAAUUCAUUUCAAUGAACAGGUGUGCCUUGUUAAAAGUUAAUUUGUGGAAUUUCUUUCCUUCUUAAUGCAUUUGAGCCAAUCAGUUGUGUUGUGACAAGUUAGGGGUGGUAUACAGAAGAUAGCCCUAUUUGGUAAAAGACCAAGUCCAUAUUAUGGCAAGAACAGCUCAAAUAAGCAAAGAGAAACAACAGUCCAUCAUUACUUUAAGACAUGAAGGUCAGUCAAUACGGAAUAUUUCAAGAACUUUGAAAUUUUCUUCAAGUGCAUUGGCAAAAACCAUCAAGCGCUAUGAUGAAACUGGCUCUCAUGAGGACCGCCACAGGAAUGGAAGAUCCAGAGUUACCUCUGCUGCAGAGGAUAAGUUCAUUAGAGUUAUCAGCCUCAGAAAUUGCAGCCCAAAUAAAUGCUUCACAGAGUUCAAGUAACAGACACAUCUCAACAUCAACUGUUCAGAGGAGACUGCGUGAAUCAGGCCUUCAUGGUCGAAUUGCUGCAAAUAAAUCACUACUAAAGGACACCAAUAAGAAGAAGAGACUAGCUUGGGCCAAGAAACACGAGCAAUGGACAUUAGACAGGUGGAAAUCUGUCCUUUGGUCUGAUGAGUCCAAAUUUGAGAUUUUUGGUUCCAACCUCCGUGUCUUUGUGAGACGCAGAGUAGGUGAACGGAUGAUCUCUGCAUGUGAGGUUCCCACCAUGAAGCAUGGAGGAGGAGGUGUGAUGGUGUGAGUGUGCUUUGCUGGUGACACUGUCAGUGAUUUAUUUAGAAUUCAAGGCACACUUAACCAGCAUGGCUAACACAGCAUUCUGCAGCGAUACGCCAUCCCAUCUGGUUUGUGCUUAGUGGGACUAUCAUUUGUUUUUCAACAGGACAAUGACCCAACACACCUCCAGGCUGUGUAAGGGCUAUUUGACCAAGAAGGAGAGUGAUGGCGUGCUGCAUCAGAUGACCUGGCCUCCACAAUCACCCGACCUCAACCUAAUUGAGAUGGUUUGGGAUGAGUUGGACCGCAGAGUGAAGGAAAAGCAGACAACAAGUGCUCAGCAUAUGUGGGAACUCCUUCAAGACUAAUGGAAAAGCAUUCCAGGAGUGUGCAUAGCUGUCAUCAAGGCAAAGGGUGGCUACUUUGAAGAAUCUAAAAUCUAAAAUAUAUUUUGAUUUGUUUAACACUUUUUUGGUUACUACAUGAUUCCAUAUGCGUUAUUUCAUAGUUUUUAUGUUGUCACUAUUAUUCUACAAUGUAGAAAAUAGUAAAAAUAAAGAAAAACCCUGGAAUGAAUAGGUGUGUCCAAACUUUUGACUGGUACUGUAUAUUUUCUUUGUACACACUCACCCCCUGUGUUGUGUCCUGCAGGUUCUGGCUAGCUGUCCAGGAGGUGAAGAAGAGGCCCAUCCGGGAGGUCCCGACCCGGGUUCAGGAGAUCUGGCAGGAGUUCCUGGCCUCUGGAGCUCCCAGUGCCAUCAACGUUGACUCUAAGAGCUACGACAAGACCACCCAGAAUGUCAAGGACCCUGGACGCUAUGCCUUUGAGGACGCACAGGUAACACUGUAAUAAAAUGUUAGUGAACUUUAGGGUAAACAUAGGCAUGUUACUGGCUUAUGCAUCAGCUGGAUAAGCUACUGUACAGUUCAGUACAUUCAUCUGUACAGACAAAUUCUGGAACGUUGAAUCGUAUCAAGGGUUCUUACAACGUGACCAUCACUGUGGUUGAACCAUUUCCUUAUGGUUGACAGGAUCACAUCUUCAAGCUGAUGAAGAGUGACUCCUACAGCCGCUUCAUCCGUUCCAGUGCCUAUCAGGAGCUGCUACAGGCCAAGAAGAAGGUAAGGUCUUCAAAGCCUUAACCUCCCAGGCUGUCUGCCCUGCUCUUUUCUGCCUGGGGCCUGGAACAAUGAUAUUGGUGCCCCCAGCAGUGAAGGAAUAACUAGCAGCAUUUUCACAUGCCAAGAAAAUGCCUCAUAAGGUGUCUGACCUGUAAGGAUGGUUGUGAUGAUGGGGAAAUUCAAAUUAUAGUUCCUUCAUGAUAUUCUAUGAUUGCUAAAUGUGGCUUAUCAACCUGGUCUCAGAGCAAAGCGUAUUAUAUUUUAAAAUAAUCUUUGCCACUCCAUUUAGUAUGAUAUGUUACUUUACUUUAGGUUACAUUACAUUGGCCUACCAAUGGAAUAGGGGUCAUACAAUAUAAUACGAAUUGUAGGAUGUAUAGUAUUCUAUGUCUUGACCCGUUUAGUAUGAUGUAUUACGUUUGACUGCUUUAGUAUGAUAUAUUACUUUAGACUUCUUUAGUAUGAUAUAUUACGUUCGACUGCCUUAGUAUGAUAUAUUACUAUCGACUUCUUUAGUAUGAUAUAUUACAUUCGACUGCUUUAGUAUGAUAUAUUACAUUUGACCGCUUUAGUAUGAUCUGCUACGUUAGGUUAGGGGUUAAGGUUAGGGUUAAGUUUAGGAUUAAGAGUUAGGUUAAAGGGUUAAGGUUAGGGUUAGUGGAAGGGUUAGCUAACAUGCUAAGUAGUUUUAAAUAGCUAAAAAGUACUAAGUAGUUGCAAAGUGCUAAAAUGCUAAAGUUGUCCAUGAUGUGAUUCAAACACACAACCUUUAAGUUGCUAGUCGUUUGCAUAUAUGUGACCGACCGCCUUCAUUCGGUCUUAUGUAGCAAAAUUUGAAAUUGUGUUUUUUACAUUGGAUAAAAGUAGAGACACAGAGCUACAAAAUGGUACAGUAUAUAAUACACUGCAUUUAAGGGAACAAUGGGAAAGUAAUUCUGCUUUGAAAGUUGAUAAACUUGUAAUCUCACUUUUGAGAAAAUGGCCUUUGAAUGUUUUGGUACCUACUGAAGAGCUCUUCUUUGUCUACACUCAUUCAGCAUCGUUCACACCCACUUUAGCUCAACCCAUCUCGUUUCGCUCUUGGAGCGUUCAGAGCGCACACUUGACGCUCUGGCCGAUGAGUAGGGUUGAUCAGAGCGUUCUGAACUCACAACUGCAGUCAAGCACCCAAGCUAACUGGCUAACAUUGGCUAGCUUGCUAGCUACUUCCAGACACAAAAUUGGGAUUAUGGUUCAUUGUUUACCUCUGGAUAACAUGAAAACAGCCUAACCAGCUCUGCUAGGCUGAGUAAAAUAGUCAGUGGGGUGAUCUCUCAAAUGAGAGAACACCCCACUGACCAUUUAUUCAAAUGAGAGAACACCCCACUGACCAUUUUACUCAAGUGAGAUAACACCCCAAUGACCAUUUUACUUGCCCUAGCAGAGCUGGUUAGGCUGUUUUCAUGUUAUCCAGUGCGUUGGUGACUGUAACUGUGCUGCUGGCAACAAUUUAAUUAUGCUUUUUUGCCGACGUUUACUGACCCCGGCCAUAUUGGAUAAAGUAAUCCUUCUACCCCCCCCCCCCCCCCCCAAAAAAAAAUAAUAAAUAAAUAAAUAAAUAAAAAUAUUAAAAAAAAUAUAUAUAUAAAAAAAUAUUUGUAAAGUGGUUAUCCCACUGGCUAUAGGGUGAAUGCACCAAUUUGUAAGUCGCUCUGGAUAAGAGCGUCUGCUAAAUGACGUAAAUGUAAAUGUAUAUUCAACGGGUGUUGUACGUCCGUAAAUUCAUCAGUUAUUCUGCGCUCUGGCAUACUCAGACUGAAUUUACGAACGCACCCGAAAUGGUUACUUGCAUAGUGGAGUCUUUUGUUAAGACAUGUAGCUAGCUAGCUAGGUAAACAUUAGGCUCUAACUAGCCAAGCAACUGGCUCUGAGAUAUGAAUAAUAAGAUCAUACAUGUAAUGUUAGCUAGCGAGCCUGCCAGCUAACGUUAGCUAGCUAGUUAAACAAUGAACCAUAAUCCCAACUCAUGACUUUACUACCCUGCAUGAAUCUGCAGGUAGCUAACCAACCAGGUUCAAUGUUAGCUAGCUCACAUUAGGCUCUAACUAGCCAAGCAACUGGCUCUGAGAUACGAAUAAUAAGAUCAUACACCAGAAAGUGGAGAGCAACACUCAUGCAGCUCCACUACAUGAUACAUUAUUUAAAAAGCCAUGUUAGACAGGAUUACUUACACAUACUGACCAGCUCAAAUAGACAGAAGCGUGCUAUAUGGCAGACCAAUCCUAACUCCUCUCUCGGCAUGUCCAGCCCACUCAUUAUCUCAGCCAAUCAUGGCUAGUGGGAAGGUUGCUGUCUUUUUCUGUGUUUUAACCAACUAGGCUCGUAAUUAUUUUUUUUAUUUGUAUUUACAGAUGGCAUACAAGUUUGUUAUUAAGGCACAUGAAAGUUCACAUGUUCCAGAAGGCAUUUCUGCCAAAAAACGCAUUUUGAUUAAAAACAAAGUUUACGUUCAAAUGGCUCUCCUGUGAAGUAGUGACCCUCGACAUAUGCCUAGUUUCCUGAAACGAGUCACAUAUAAGCCUACCCAUCCACCCUGACCAACCACCCUCCUUUCGUUUUUGCUUUAAGUAACCUACUGUCAACCCAAAAGUAACAGAUCAUACUAAUUUGAGUAUCCCGGAUUAAGGUAGGUCAAUGUAAUGUUACCUAACGUAACGUAACAUAUCAUACUAAAAUGGAGUGACACGGAUUUUAGUAAAAUAUUAUACGUUUUGCUCUGAGACCAGGCUGGGCUUAUGGUUUGUGUUAUGUUAAGUCUCAUUGUAUAAUUCUCAUCGUAAAUACAUUAGCAUAUCCUUAUAUUCGCUAUUAUUUUUCAAAGGGCCUCUCCUCACAGAUUAGUUUGUUUCCCAUUCCUUCACUUUUCAGUUUCAGCUCUGUCUAUCUUUUCUGGCUUUCCUUUUCUUUUGGUUUCUUUUCACAUAAUUUUUUGGUUAAUUAGGGAGGCAUUCAGGACCGCAGAACUUCAUUUGAGAAAUUCACUCAAAAUGUGGUAAGAGGACAUGGCUUUUUCUGGUCAACCAACGGGGCUGUUCAGAUAAAGCUUGUCCACUGCUUUAUCACUCCCUCCUUCCCUACUUCACCUAUGGGCCCUUUCAUGGACAUGGACAUAAUGACGUUUCAUGGACAUCUUUUUCAGGACCUUGUCAAUAUGAACCUCUAA
Messenger RNA from Coregonus sp. 'balchen', 14570 nucleotides. The record is from the annotation of a GenBank genome assembly. Lineage: Eukaryota; Metazoa; Chordata; Actinopteri; Salmoniformes; Salmonidae.